AUCUCGAACCCCGCCUGCCUCUGAACCUCUCCCAUUUAGAAUCCAAGGAGUAGACCCUCUCCUCUUUAGAACCCUGAGACCAGGCCAUGUCCCGGACCCCAUCCCCACAUCCUUAGGGACCAAAAGCGCGGAGAGGUGGGAAAGUAGAGGGUCUUCUCUGGAUCCUGAGAAAAUAGGGGCUGGGGGGCUGUUUCCUGCUGCCAGUGCCGGGCUCUAGGACCCAGCGAGCAAGUACGCCCGCCUCGCGCUUACCCCCUCCCACCGAACCACCCCCUUACCCCCACCCAUCUUCCAGGUUCCUCCUCCCUCCCCCCUCGCCCCGGCUCCCGGUGCCCGUCUCUAGCGCCGCCGGAGCCUGCGAGGGAGCCGGAGCGAACAGGAGGAGGAGGAGGCCACGUCGCCGCCGCUCGGAGCCCGGCCGGAGCCUCCCAGGUACAUGGUUCAGGUCCGAGCUGUGGUGAUGGCCCGAGAUGACUCCAGUGGGGGCUGGCUGCCUGUGGGGGGCGGGGGCCUCAGCCAGGUGAGCGUAUGUCGGGUCCGAGGGGCCAGGCCCGAGGGGGGGGCCCGCCAGGGGCACUACGUCAUCCACGGGGAGCGCCUCCGGGACCAGAAAACCACCUUGGAGUGUACCUUGAGGCCGGGCUUGGUUUACAACAAGGUGAACCCCAUCUUCCAUCACUGGAGCCUGGGUGACUGCAAGUUUGGGCUAACAUUUCAGAGUCCUGCAGAGGCUGAUGAGUUCCAGAAGAGCCUGCUGGCUGCACUGGCAGCACUGGGUCGAGGCUCGCUUACCCCCUCCUCCUCCUCCACCUCCUCCUCCCCUUCCCAGGACACUGCAGAGACUCCUUGCCCUCUGACGUCCCACGUGGACAGCGAGUCCUCCUCCAGUCACAGCCACCAGGAGACACCUCCCACCGCCACCGCGGCGGCCACCAUCAUCACCGUGGAGUCAGCUUCUGGCUUCGGGCCGGCCACGCCCCACCAGCGCCGCCGCUCCUCCGCUCAGAGCUACCCUCCACUCCUACAGUUCACGGGGAUUCCGGAGCCCUCAGAGCCCCUGGCCGGGGCAGGGGCACCGGGAUGGGGCGGCCGAGGCUAUGAGGAUUACCGGCGCGCCGGGCCUCCCGCGCCCCUCGCCCUGUCCACCUGCGUCGUGCGCUUCGCCAAGACCGGCGCGUUGAGAGGUGCAGCCCUGGGUACCCCCGCCUCACUGCCCGCCCCUCUCACCGAGGCUGCGCCCCCAGAACCCCCGGCUCGCCCACCCCCGGGCCCCGGCCUGGCACCUGCGCCGGCCAAGACGUCCCCGGAGGCGGAGGAGGCGGCGCGGUGCGUCCACUGCCGCGCGCUCUUCCGCCGCCGCGCUGACGGGCGUGGCGGCCGCUGCGCAGAGGCGCCGGACCCGGGUCGCCUGCUGGUGCGCCGGCUCAGCUGCCUGUGGUGCGCCGAGAGCUUGCUCUACCACUGCCUGUCGGACGCCGAGGGCGACUUCUCGGACCCGUGCGCCUGCGAGCCGGGCCACCCGCGCCCUGCCGCGCGCUGGGCCGCACUGGCCGCGCUCUCCCUGGCAGUACCCUGCCUCUGCUGCUACGCGCCCCUGCGCGCAUGCCACUGGGUCGCAGCGCGAUGUGGUUGUGCGGGCUGCGGGGGUCGCCACGAGGAGGCAGCGCGGUGAAGACGGUCUGGUGGGUCCGGUAGCCGGACCGAGGACCCAACAUUGAGGGUCCAGGACCCGGACUCCUUUUGGACCCAAAACCCAAACCUAGGCACAUCUGGAACUUGGAGCUUGAGUUUGGAUUGAGAGAACCUGGACCCCAAACCUAGGACUGAGAUCCCAGAUGCAUCUUCACUGGGAUGUCUGUCCAAGAGGUCCCAGGCAUCCUGAGUUCUGGCGUCCUUGUCACACCUCUUGAUCCCACCCCACCCCAACCUAAACUGGAGAGACCCAGACUCUGCACAUCAGGCAGGCUGGAGAGCACACGGACCACCUGAGAGUGGCAGGGCCCUGGAACCCCCCCCCCCCCCAUCAAAUAGCCAUCCCACACCUAGUCAUGCCUGGUACCAUGAACUGUCAGAUUACAGCCCCAGAAUUAGGAGUUAAUUCCUGACCCUCCCCCUAUUCAAUUACUCCCGGAUCUUGAGACCACAGGAUCCAGAAUCACGCAAAUGGUCCUUGAAUGCUCAUCUAAAAUCUGGGGUACCCGUAUUUGAGAUGUUCUUUUUGCCCCAGGACCCCUGAGAUACCAAACCCUCUUAAGAUACCCUGAGUCCUUGGAUAUGCUCAAACAGAUGUUCUCUGACCAAAAUGACUUGGGAGACUCAUCUCAAAGCCCCCACCCCCAUCUCUAUUCCAAAAUUGAGAUGUCAGACUCCAAGAUACUCUGGGAGCCGGGAAUCAAAGACGUCUGUAGGUCCACCCACCCCAAACUAGUCUUCCCAGGAGCUUUGAAUCUCAAACGUAGGACUCUCUGAGGUGUCUAGUAUCCUCAGAUGUAGGACUAAAGCCACCAACACCUCAGGGUCCCAGACACUGGUCCCAAGUCCUCUGUCCUCAUCCAAUCCCCUUUGUACUUGAAUUUCAAAUCUCAGAAGGUCCUGGAAUCUUUGACUUCUUUGUACCCACAGAUCCCUAAAGACUGGGGAGCCCAGCUCCAGGGAGAUGAGGUGUUCAUGGCAACCCACACCUCUGACCCCUCAGCCCCCAUCCCAUGAGUGACUCCAAGGUGCUUUAGGAGCACUGGAUCCAAGACCCCAAGGUGCCACUGACCCCCCAAAUUCAGAGCUCAAGCCUACACAACAUUGGGAUUGUCCUUGACCCAGGAUCUUGGUCGCUCCAUGCCAGAGACAUAUCUGAGGUACCCCAGGACCUAGCAACUUCAGAUCCUAGAUUUUUAAAAAUUUAAACCUCUCUAGCCUGAUAUUCCCUGAGAUCUGCUGCCCCUUGAAUCCUGCCAUACAUAGGCUCUUGAGACCCUUAAAUUCCCAGACUCUGAAAUUCUAAUCCCAGGGACUCCAGCCCAAGCCCCCAGCAUCCCACAGAACUACUCUUUUAGGAGAAAAACCCCACCACUUGGAGCUCCUGUUCCUAGAUUCCAGGGCCGUCUGAGAGCUCCUCCCCUCCCAUCGCUAGGUCCCAAGCAUUGCCAUAGACGAUUGUGCAGGCCAUGUGCUAAGUGACGGUGCACAGGCAAGGUGGCGAGCACGGCUGAAAUUCACAUCGCAUUGUGCUGGUCACACUGUGCCCUCAGAGGAAGGUGUCCAUGUGUGUGUGUGUGUAUCUGUCUCUCUCACACAAUUCCAGGCCUUGCAGACUCAGCCCCAAACCCAGCCUUGAGCAUUAGCCCUGGUCCAUGCUUUUUAACAUUCUGCCUUCUGUUAACCCCUUCGCUCCCAUCUUAGAGUUGGGAUUGCUUCAGAAAAUUUGAAAGCCUCUUUUAGACCUCUUUUCUGGGGAAGGGGGAUGCCACUAUCUCCUUUUCCUGAGUGGAAUGGGACUUCCAGGGUACCUUAGAUCUGAUGGCCUGAAGGGAGAUCAAGGUCUUGGAGCAAGACAAUCUCAAUAUUGUAUGGGCUUGGGACUCGCAUCUGGUCCCCUGUAUCUGGAGAUAUGCACUUAUCUUUCUUCAUUGCCCAGACUUUGAUGCCUUGUAGGGGGUUCAGGGGAUAGGUCAAGGGGAUCAAAGGGGUAGAGCCUUCUGUCACUUCCUUUAAAUUAUUAACUAUUUACUACAUCCGGAACCUGUGAGAUUCAGCUCUCCCAACCAGACCUGGAAUGGGUGAGAGAAAAGGGGGGUGUCCCUCCUAUCCCCACUCUGCCCAGCUCUCAUCACUGUCAGACCCACCAGAGCUGAGAGGGGAGGGACUGGGGGCUGGGACAGCCUGGGUCCCCAUCCCCCUCUCUGUGCCUCAGUCUCCUCCCUCCCCUCGUGGGCGGGAGGAAGCUCCAUUCUUUACCUACCUCGUUUUGGGGAGGGGUGGGACAGGGGACCAGAGUGCUGUAAGGUGCUGUGGGAUCUGCGGAUCAAGUGAUGGGGGCUGGGGAAAGGUGUCCCCCAGCCCCCACCCCCCAGCACCACCUCUCCCAGGUCUCCCAGUCCUGUUCCCUGCUGACACCCACCUCUGAUCCAUGAUUACUCUUCAUCACCCCCAAAGCAGGGGUGCAUGGAGGGCUGACCCUGGGAGCCAGGAAGACCUCAGAUCCUGGAGCCUCCAGGCCCAAUUUCCCAGCUGCUUGCCCCUCAGAUUGGAUGCUUGGCCCCCAGACCUGGGGAACGCACUCCAACGUUUAUCUUCCUGAUUUUGAUUCCAAGCCAGUCUGUGACUUCAGUAUUAUUAUCGUCAGUGCAGGCUGAAGUGGUGGUGGAGGAAGGGGUCAAAGACCCAGCCUUGUCAUCGGGGGAGGGGCAUGAGAUAUUCGCUCCAAAAAAAGUCUGUGACAAAGUCUCAGCCUGUGUUCUGUAUUUACAUUGAUGCGCCCCAUCCACUCACCUUGAACCACCAGUUUCCUAUCCAAUGUCUUUCUCCUUCACAUCCUGUUGUCCCCAAACAGGCCCUCCAACUGAGUUUUAUACAUUCAGUCACUCAACAAGUAUGUUUAUUGAACAUCCGUUAUAUAUGCCAAACCCUUUUCUGGGCACUGGGGAUAGAGCAGUGGACAGAACAGAAAAAAUCCUUCCCCACAGGGGUUUAUGAACUUCAUAGUGAAGGAGAUAAUAAAUGACAUGUUAGAAAUGAUCUUUUAAAGAGGGGGAAAAAAGUGGAGAUGGGGGAUUACAGUCAAUUUUAGCUAGGGUGGUCAGGGAGACCUCACAGAGGAGCUAGCAUUUGAAUAAAGCCCUUGAAUUGACUGAAGGAGGUGAGGGAGACCUGUGGAUGUCUUUGUGAAGAGCAUUUCAGGAAAAGGCCCAUGUCAGUGCAAGGCCCUGAGGGAGGAGAGCGCCUGGUAAGCUGGAGGGACAUCAAGGGAGCUUGAGUGUCUGGAUGGGUGGAAACAAGGAGGAGGGAAUUUAGGAGAUGAGGCCAGAGCAGGGACUGGGCAGAUCCCUGUGGCCUUGCAAGCCACUCCACGGAAUUUUGUGUUCACCUCAGUGAGAUGGAGCUACAGGAAGGCUCCAAGCACAGGAGGAAUGUGCCUGACUCAAGUGUUCACAGGUUGCCUCUGGUUGCCUGACACUAGGGUGGGGGUGGAGGGUGGCAGUGAGCCAGGGAGAAGGCCACUGUGAUGAUGCAGUGGGGACAAUGGUGUACAGGAUCAGGAAGAGAGCAGUGGAGGUGGGGAGAAGUGGGCAUGAUACUGCAUCUAUUUUGAAGGUAAAGUUCACAGAUUUAGAUAUGGAGUUCUCUGUAAAGAAAAAUCAAGAUUAUGAUUCUAAGGUUUUGGUCUGAGCAAUUUUUAAUGUUUCAUUAAGGUCAACAAAUGACCCUCUGAGUACCUAGCUUUGGGGUAGGCAGGGCUGUGGAGGAACCAGAUUAAGGGCAGGGUCAGCCCCUGAGCAACAAGUUCUGGCCCUUGUUCUAGGCUCUACUCCCAGACCAUCCCGGCUCCCAGGAGAAUUAUCUAGGAACUACUAGAGAUUAGGAUAGAGUCGGCAAGAGAUUAAUUCUGGAACGAUAAUUUCAACAACAUCAACAAAAGCAGUAACAAUAACAGUAAUAAUAGAUUAAGUGGUUAAAGCAGAGACUUUGGAAUCAGAUCUGACUUUGAGUCCUGGCACCACCACACAUUCACUCUGUGACUUACCCUCUAUGAACCUAAGUUUUCUCCUCUGUCAAAUGCAGAUAAAGAUACUGAACCCAGUAGCACACACAGAAUGGUCAAUAAUUGUUAUUCUUAACUGAGCAUCCCCUGUAUGUCUACUAAACUCUUACAUACAGGACUCUAAUCCUCACAACUUUAAGAGGUAAGUAGUAGUAUUAUUCCCACUUACAAUGAGGAAGUAACUGUCAAGGACACAGACGUAGAUGGUGAGUGGUGGAGUCAAACCCUAACCCUUGUAGCCUAACUCCUACGGUGCAAUCUCAUAAUCACCAUGGCAUAUUGCACGUGCUCCCUCUGUCCAAGAGCUAAGGGAGGCAGAAGGGAGAGGACCAAUGGGCGCCUUGUGAUUGAUGAGGGAGGGGGGCCUGUGUUGUGUGUGCGUCCCUGGGUCCCUGACAUAAUUCCAUCCCUAAGUAGGAAAGAAGUUUCUGCAUAUGGAACGAAGUUGAGAGAACAACACUAUCUAGAGUGCUUUAAGAACAGAGGGCAUCUGAGGGAAGUUGAGGAAAAGAAAACCGAAAUCGCUUCUGUGUCGCAGUAGCAGCGACACCCGCUGGCCCUUCGCGACAGCGGGAAUGCUGAACGCACGCCCUGGAUUUACAGAGCCAGCGGCGUUUAUGGAGCCCUGGAAGUCUGGUUUUCCUAUGUCUCAGCGCCGGCAGACCUGGCGGCGG
Molecule: messenger RNA, 6429 nt
Organism: Manis javanica (Malayan pangolin)
Lineage: Eukaryota; Metazoa; Chordata; Mammalia; Pholidota; Manidae
Gene: SPRED3
Product: sprouty related EVH1 domain containing 3
Biological process (GO): negative regulation of MAPK cascade; multicellular organism development
Cellular component (GO): membrane
Molecular function (GO): protein kinase binding
Source: RefSeq, a predicted model, not a curated record